Pieris brassicae (large cabbage white) is the source of this 2331-nucleotide messenger RNA. RefSeq lists its product as uncharacterized. The transcript is spliced from 8 exons. The record is from RefSeq and is a predicted model, not a curated record. Lineage: Eukaryota; Metazoa; Arthropoda; Insecta; Lepidoptera; Pieridae. The coding region runs from base 175 to 1767 and encodes 530 amino acids.
GCGCGCUCGUAGCUAACGUCUACGAGAUCUCGUAGACUAUACGGCGAUUUGUUUCGUUUCUAUAUGUGUGAGUGACUUUGGCAGUUUUGUUACUGUGUUAAGUUAUAUUUCAAGAUGUUUGUAAAGCUGAAAGGAUCAAAUAAAUAAUGCAUCGUUAAUCGUAAGUAAUUAACAAUGCUACACAGAACAUCUUCGUCUCGGCGCCGGAGGGCAUCAAGAAGUGCGGCAACAUCGCCUCAGACUAGAUCUCCGAGACCUUCUGCACAAACAUCGAGACGCGCCUCAUUAGCAACUACAGAAACUGACGAUGAACUAGAACCUCCACCACAACGCAGCCCAAGGGCAAGUCUUGCUCCAGAUGCAGCUCUAGACUAUCAAAGGAGUCCUCGUCAUUCCCUCGUACCAGAGACACGGUCAGCUAGAAACUCUAUCACUCCAGAAACAACACUUGUAAGAAACACACUCACUCCCUCAAGGAACAAUCUUGGUGUCGAACAGGCCUACGGAUCUCGCCUGAGCUUAAAUCCACAAGACUUUAAUCGCUCACCACGUAACAGUCUCAUCCCAGACGCAUCAGCAAGAACACCACGACGAAGUUUAAUCCCAGAAGGAACUUCAUGGAACCAACCUAGAAACUCUUUAGUGCCAGACGUCGGUAGAAGUCCCAGACAUUCGGUUGCAAACAUACAAAUUGACCCCGCAAGAAACCAAAAGAACCUGGGUCCAAGUCCUCGAACAAGUCCUCGUGGCAGUAUAGCACCAGAUGCGUUAAGAAAAGACUUUGCCGAAUUAAAUAGGGCUCCUAGAGGUUCAUUGAUACCCGAAUCGCAAAGGAGCCCAAGAGGCAGUAUUGCUGCACCUUCUGAAAGAAGCGGCCGAGGCAGUUUAGUCACUGGAGAUAUAGACGCUUCAAGAUUAAGCCCCAGGGGAAGUUUGACAUUAACUUUUCAAGAACCAUUAGUUUCGAGGGAAAGGAGAGCAAGUGAUGAAAGCCAAACAGCUGGAGGCAGAGGUCGUGUCUCCCCGUAUCGGUCGUCUUUGGGAGGUCGUCAAGGUACCGGUCUAUCAGAUACAGGAUCGCGGAGAGCGUCCAGUUCUGUCAGCCAAGUGUCAGGUGAUGAGCAACGAAGGCUGUGCGGGGAACAGACCAAAUAUAACGAUCGCACGGGUCUGGGUUUGGGCGUGGGUUUGACUACUUAUGGUUCAGUUGCCUAUCAGCUAAAAGAUGCGAACAUGGAAGCAACGGGCACGAUAGAUUUUGUUUGCCGAGCUGCUAAAAUUAUGAAUAGAACUAUUGUGAUGACAGUAUUUUUAGCUGUCCUGUCAACUCUCCCAGUUAUUAUGAUGAUUAUGGGCGUUCAAUAUAUCCGCGACUGUCCGGCGGAGCCUCGUCUACCUGUCUACAUGGUGGUGGGAGGUGCAGCAGGAGGUGUGGGCAUUUGUUGGUUAUUGUGGGCACAGUUGGCUAGCCGCAACUCUAAUUCUUCAGCAUCGGUGCCUGAGACAAUACUGGCCUAUUCACUCACUGCAUUUCUUAUCGGAUGGUUCGCAUUUGGCAAUUACUGGACCCUGGGUAUCAUGUGGCCAGACUACGCACCAAGCCUCUUUGAUCCAAACAAGUGGUGCCACCGUACUCUCUACGUAUUUGCUUUAACUCAACUUGGUGUCAUGUGGGGCGUUCUGGCUUUGAUGUCACUAUUGCUAUUAGCCCUUGUCGUCUGCCAGGUCUUCGGUUGUGGCUGGCUGGGGCCCCCUCGCUACAAGUAGCAACGGCGCAGCGUCGUGCUCGAGUUAUGGCACCGAAACAUCAACAACACCAUGGACGUGGCUGGAGCGCUGCUGCCCUUCACUCAAGUCGUCCGCCCAGAGCUCACCAUCCAUGUCCAGGAAGUGCUUACUCAAGCAGACGGAGAUAAACCGAAAAUAGAGAUCAAUGAACCCGAGGACGAUAGGAGUCCAAAGGGUCCAGCUUGAUGGUUAUUCGCCGUGCUUCCGAAGAAGCACGUUCAUUUUGAGACUUCGGACAUUAUUUACUACUUCUGACUAGUAACAUUUUGAGAACUUGAACUUCUCUUUAGUGUGUAAGUUUUUUGGUUUGGCAACCUAGAAAGAACUACUUUUCGCUCGUUUAGUAUCAGAAAUUCGUAAGAAAAUUAUGAUACAAAAUGUAUGAGGAUUCGAUACGCGUUUCAGCAGUAGUUUUGUAUGAUGAAUUUAAACACAGAUAAAUAAUAAAGCAACAAUAGUAAAGUGUUUUCAAUAAAUUGAAACAACUUGUCAGCUAACGUAAAUAAACGAGACUUUAGUGAUUCACGCAAAAUUUCGAUAAAA